AAAACGUUACCUUAUCUAUCAAAAUAUUACCCAGCUAAAGCUAUGUGUGUGUCACAGAAUAUACAAACUUAUCUUCUUUUGUUAACAGAAGCUUAAGCAGCAAUGGCAGCCUUAAGCUGCCAGUUUCAUUCCAUCAACUACUUGAAUUCUCAGAAGCUCAAAACCAGAACCAAGCAUUCCAUAAUUUCAUGCUCAUCAUCACAGCCUAUGCAAAGCAAUAUAAAGGUUGUGAUAAAUGGAGCAGCCAAGGAAAUAGGAAGAGCUGCAGUAUUAGCUGUGACAAAUGCUAGAGGAAUGGAAGUUGCUGGAGCCAUUGAUACUCACCAUGUUGGAGAAGAUAUUGGACAGGUUUGUGGAAUGGAAGAGCCCCUUGAAAUACCUAUACUAAAUGACCUUACUAUGGUUUUGGGCUCUAUAUCUCAGUCCAAGGCCACAGCAGUUGUAGUUGAUUUCACCGACCCUUCCACAGUAUAUGACAAUGUAAAACAGGCAACAGCAUUCGGCAUGAAAAGCGUCAUUUACGUACCACGAAUCAAAUCAGAUACGGUGGCAGCAUUAUCUGCAUUCUGUGACAAAGCCAGCAUGGGUGUUUUGGUUGCUCCAACUCUUUCCAUAGGAUCAAUAUUAUUACAGCAGGCUGCAAUUUCAGCUUCUUUCCAUUACCGCAACAUCGAAAUCGUGGAAUCCAAGUCUAAUGCAAAUGAUCUUCCAUCAGCAGAUGCAAACCAAAUUGCGAACAAUCUCUCGAACCUCGGUCAAAUCUAUAACAGAGAAGAUUCCUCAACAGAUGUUUUGGCAAGGGGUCAAGUUUUGGGAGAUGGAAUUCGUGUGCAUAGUUUGGUCUUACCAGGGCUUCCUUCUAGUACAACAGUUCACUUUUCUGGCCUAGGAGAGAUUUACACCAUCAAGCAUGAUAUUACAGAUGUACAAUGUCUCAUGCCAGGGUUGCUUUUAGCCAUUAGAAAAGUAGUGAGAAUCAAGAAUUUGGUAUAUGGCUUGGAGAAGUUUUUGUGACUAUGUUGUUCAUUUUUCUUGCCAAAAUCUGUUGGCAUGGUUAGAAUCAAGGGACUUUCCUGACUAGCCUAUUGACAAAUAUCAUAGAGAAAGUUUGGUUGUAAUAUAUUAAAAAAAGAACCUCAAAGUUUGCAUUCUAGAGGAUAUCAUUUGAUUCAGUUAUUUUGUAAGGACUCUAUUGAUUUCUCUUUUCAUAAUGAAGAAUGUUUUUUUUUAUUAA
Vicia villosa (hairy vetch) is the source of this 1234-nucleotide messenger RNA. Its product is annotated as dihydrodipicolinate reductase-like protein CRR1, chloroplastic. The record is from RefSeq and is a predicted model, not a curated record. Gene Ontology annotation, cellular component: chloroplast stroma. Gene Ontology annotation, molecular function: 4-hydroxy-tetrahydrodipicolinate reductase activity. The transcript has 9 exons. Lineage: Eukaryota; Viridiplantae; Streptophyta; Magnoliopsida; Fabales; Fabaceae. Bases 103 to 1014 code for a protein of 303 amino acids.